AUGGAAGGCUCAUAUCACAUGCACCCAAUGCAAGCAACAUCAGCACCAUUCUUCUACUACAACCCAGACCCCCAGGGCGAGAGGACCAGCCAGCACGGCCACUUCACACCUCAACCCGCCGGCCAACAGACGCUCCAGCCCCAGAUGUACUACCAGAGGCCAUCGUCCGCACACUCCCACAUGUCGUAUCCCCAAACCGCCUACGCCAACCAGAUGAUGACACCCGUUGCAUCGCCACAGCCCAUGUACCAGAAGCCAGCUAUCUUCGUCCAGCCCCAGGAGUCACCGUUCCCGCAGUCUUUCGACACCGACUUCUCGUACGCGCCUGCUACACCUCCUCUGUCUUCUUGCGGUAGCAACAUCAGCAGCCCGCCUUCCACAUACGACUUCCUGCCUACACCCAUCAAUGCACUCUUCCCGGGCGAGGGCAUCGAGGGUGUCAAGCAGGGCUGCGAAGGGGAGGUUUUCGCAGAGCUUUUGUCUGCUGGCAUCGAGUGGAGAUCAGCCACCCCACCUAUGACCCCAGUGUACAUACAGCCUAGCCAAGGAUCAUACCUGCUCUCCGCCACGUCGUGUCCGUCGCUGUCACCUUCACCUUCACCUCUGCCCCGCUCCUUCUCUGUCGAGGCUGAGAACAACUUCUGCAACCCCAGGGAUCUCACCGUCUCUGCUUCUGAGCAGCUGACUCUCUGCCCGGUUGACGAAGAGCACAAGUUUGUCUUCAAGGGUGAGGUCGCCAAGGUGGAUGAGGUCGAGUCCAAUUUCACCUUUACUGGUCUGCCAACCUUCGAGCCCCUGUUUGAACUUGACUGCGAAGACGACUUCACGGGCCUUGUUGCUUUCCCCACUUCCGAGAUCCAGAUCCCUGCCGGUAAGCGCCAGCGCACCGUCCCCUGCACUCCUGAGGAGGAUUUCGUAAGCGACGAGAGCUUCACCGACUUCGAGGAGGACCUCAGCCUCCCCCUCACACCUGCUGAGUCUGAAGACGACAACAUGUCCGUUGCACCCAAGAAGCGAUCUACUAAGCGGGCACUCUCUGAGCAGAGCGAGGCUGAGUCGGACUACCAUGGUAAGCAUCAGACAUCCGGUGAUGACAACACCGCGUCUGGAGCAUCAAGCCAACAGAAUUCAGGUCAAGCAAGCAACGACAACGCUGCCAACUCCAGCUCUGACGACAAUGCCACCGCACCUGUCGCUCCUUCCAGCCGUCGCGGCCGCAAACAGUCGCUGACCGAGGACCCUUCCAAGACGUUUGUCUGCACCCUCUGCUCGCGCCGCUUCCGUCGCCAGGAGCACCUCAAGCGCCACUACCGCUCUCUCCACACUCACGACAAGCCUUUUGAGUGCACAGACUGUGGUAAGAAGUUCUCCCGCAGCGACAACCUCUCCCAGCACCAGCGUACUCACGGCACUGGCGCCAUGGUUAUGGGUGUCCUCGACAGCUCUGAGCUUCACCACGACAUGUCUCAGCAACAUCCUGGGUCCUUUGACAACCAAGACCCUGCUAUGAUGGGCCGCAUUCUCUACGACGCUGCUGCCACGAUUUCCAGCUCGAGCUCUGACUCGUACUCCGACCUCGAGACCUCGCCGCUGAAGAUGCGCAGCAAGAGGAAGCGUGACGAGUAG
Ascochyta rabiei is the source of this 1626-nucleotide messenger RNA. RefSeq lists its product as uncharacterized. Gene Ontology annotation, molecular function: RNA polymerase II cis-regulatory region sequence-specific DNA binding; DNA-binding transcription factor activity, RNA polymerase II-specific. The coding region runs from base 1 to 1626 and encodes 541 amino acids. NCBI's taxonomy places the organism in Eukaryota, Fungi, Ascomycota, Dothideomycetes, Pleosporales, Didymellaceae. The record is from RefSeq and is a predicted model, not a curated record. Gene Ontology annotation, biological process: regulation of transcription by RNA polymerase II. Gene Ontology annotation, cellular component: chromatin; nucleus. The transcript is spliced from 2 exons.